Capsaspora owczarzaki ATCC 30864 is the source of this 3811-nucleotide messenger RNA. Its product is annotated as Rock1 protein. Gene Ontology annotation, biological process: actomyosin structure organization; peptidyl-threonine phosphorylation. Gene Ontology annotation, cellular component: cytoskeleton; cytoplasm. Bases 22 to 3633 code for a protein of 1203 amino acids. Gene Ontology annotation, molecular function: protein serine/threonine kinase activity; ATP binding. The record is from RefSeq and is a predicted model, not a curated record. NCBI's taxonomy places the organism in Eukaryota, Filasterea, Ministeriida, Capsasporidae. The transcript has 8 exons.
AAUUUAUUUCCACUUUCUCGAAUGGCAUCGUUGCUGCUCGGAGCGCGGCAGGAUGGCCUUCAAGCACUGCUGCUGUCGACUGCCGCCGAGCUUGCCCGCGGCACCAGCGAUGCACGCACGCUGAGCCAUCCCGACGCACUGUGGGACGCACUCACUGCGCUGUUGCACGAGUGCCGAUCGUCCAAGCAUCUCAAAGACAAGAAUGCAACCGCCUUUGUUGCCCAGGCCCGUGACCAGAUCGAGCAGAUUGCCAAACUCAGGCCCAACGCAUCUGACUUUGACACAUUGAAAGUCAUUGGCAAAGGUGCCUUUGGUCAGGUCUCGUUGGUCAAGUGCAAGCUGAACGGCAACACGUAUGCCAUGAAAAAGCUCAACAAGGCCGAAAUGCUGCGUCAGCGCGAAACGGCGUUCUUCAAAGAGGAGCGAGAUGUUCUUGUCGCAGCCUCCUCGCGCUGGAUUUCGUCCAUUCUCUGCUCGUUCCAAGACGAUUACUUUUUGUACCUCGUCCUGGAGUACAUUCCUGGCGGCGACAUGGCGACUCUGUUGCUCAAGCGAGACGCGCUCAAAGAGUCGGAAGUGCGCUUUUACAUUGCCGAGACGGUGCUGGCGAUCGAGGCAGUGCACCGUGCUGGGUAUGCGCAUCGUGACAUCAAGCCUGAUAAUUUGCUGAUUGACCGUCAAGGACACAUCAAGUUGGUCGACUUUGGCUCGUGCCAAAAACUCAACGCUAACGGCAAAAUCAAGUCCUCGACAGCGGUGGGCACGCCUGAUUACAUUUCGCCAGAAGUUUUGACUUCCACCGACGGCGACAAGGAGUACGGUCCGGAAUGUGACUGGUGGUCUCUGGGAAUCUGCAUGUACGAGUUUCUGUUUGGAACCCCGCCGUUUUACGACGAUACCCUGCUCGGCACAUACGGUAAAAUCAUGAAACACGCCCACAGCUUGAAGAUUCCAAAGCAGAACGACGACGGCGACGACAUUUCCCCGGAGGCGACAAGUUUGCUCCACGCGCUGCUGUGCGCACCUGGUGACCGCUUGCGGAAUGCCACUGAAAUCAAGCAGCACCCGUUCUUUGCUGACGUCGACUGGGCGACCUUGUCGUCGUCCACCGCGCCCCUCGUUCCAGAGCUCGCAGACGAUGCAGACACUCGCCAUUUUGAUGACAUGAGCGACGAUGAGGAUCAGCCUGCUCCUUCGCCUUACAGUGUGGCCGCUCGGCGUCAGUCCCGUGGUGCUCGUGACGACAUUUCUGCUUUUGGCUUUCAGCUGCCAUUUGUCGGGUAUUCGUUUACGCCCGAGCUGGUGGAAAGCCUCCAACAAAGUGCUGCUGCCAGUGGUGCCGGCACUGCUGUUGCUGCUGCUGCUGCUGCUUCUUCUUCUUUUUCUUCUUCUUCUGCGGUAGCGAGUGGAGAAGCGGCGGAGGCGGCUGCGCCUCGCGUGUCGUCGGCCAACUCGCUUGCCGUUGAGGCCGACGCAAUCAAACAGGCUUUUGUCAAGGCGCAGGAAAACCUGACGCUCUCGACCAAAAUUCGCGACGACCUGACCCAAGAAGUUGGUGCUCUGCGUCUGCGGUUGAACAUGGAGCGUGCGGCACAGAUUGCCUCCAACCGACAUUUGCAGGCAUCGCAGUCGCGGCUGGAGGAGCAGGCGGCUGCGUUGAAGCGCGCCGACGCCGAACGCAAUCUCUUCAAAACCCAGACCGAGCAGCUCGAGCAGGACGCCACCAAGCUGGCUCAUGACAACCAGGCGCUGCGCGAACAGCUUGCUGCCGCACAGAACAAGAACGCCGAAAUCACCGCCCACAACCAGGACAACUUGAACAUGUCCGAGGAGCAGCUCGCCAAACUCAAGGCCGACGUCGAGGAGGCUCACCAGCGAUCGCGGUCGUUCGCCACGCACUUUGAGCAAGAGCGUGCCCUCACCCAGGCGGCUCAGCAAGAAGCCCGAAAGCUCGACCACAAAAUUGCCACCUUGGAGUUUGCUCUGGAAGAGCGCGAAGCGCUGCUCAAUGAGACCAAGAAUGCUCGUGCUGCGCUGCAGUCGCAGGUGGAUGCGCUUGUGUCGCAGCUGGCCGAGCAGCAAGCCCAUCUGGAGACCCAGUCCCACGCCAAGGCGCAGCUGGAAGGCCAGCAAACGGUCAUGAAGGAUCGUGUGAGCAACCUCGAGUCUGAGCAAGCCAUCAAUCACAAGCAAAUUCAGGCGCUGCUGGGUGCGUUGCAGGCUCGUGAAACCGAGUUGGACACGGCCAAGACGGCCUUGAUGACUGCAGCACACGCUAUGCGGCAGGUGCAACAACACCGCGCGGCAACUGCGGCGGCGGCGGCGGCUGCCGCUGCCAACGCCACCGUCUCGCCUGCCGCUGAAGAGCAAAUCUCGCAACUCAAACAAGCUCUGCUCAAGGCCGAGUCUGACUUGGACGAGGCGCGCUGGAAGAACAACAAACUGAAGAAGGAUCGCGUGCAGAACAUGAAGCAGCUCGAGCAAGACCUCGAGAAUGAAAUUCAGCAGCGCGCAGAGACGGACAAGGUUUUGGUUCAGAUCAAGGACAGCCUGCAUACCAGCGAGCAGAACGUGCAGAAGUGGCAGGCCAAGUCGGUGCGUCUUGAAGAGCAGCUUCAAGCAGUGCAGGAACAGCUUCAAGACUUGCGUCAGCAACAAGCGAUCGGCAACGCGAAACGCCCAAGUCGCAAGUCCGCUGGCAAGGAAGGCAGCGUGGCCACGUCUGGUGCUGCCAGUGAGUCCAGCUCCGGUCUUCUCAACCGUGUGUCUGUCAUUGCCGGAAGUACCAUCAGCAAGAUGAUCAAGCGGGAUAACUCGACAGAUCACGCCUCCGUCUCGAGGCAAAGCUCUGUUGGGGAGGCUCCUCUGAUGAAGCAACCCUCUGUGGCCGAGACGUUGGCCAAGCAAAACUCGUUCAACAGCGAGUCGAAAACCCCGCCAGCCUCCAGGACAUCUGGCGUGGUGACGUCGCCUGUCGCUUCUCCUCCCACCUCACGGCGACAAUCGGAAGAUUUUGUUGGUCUUCCUUCUGUUGCUCACGCCGCCGAAGGAGAUGCCGAGAAUGCCGCGGCAGAGUCGCCACAUGCCACGUUCCUGGACGGCUGGAUCAGUGUUCCCAAACCCAAAGGUAUCCGGCAAGGCUGGGACAGACGCUGGGCCCGAUUGAACACGGCCAAGCAAUACUUGCAUUUGUAUCGGCUGCCCGACUCUGCCACCGCCUUCCAGGAAGACGUUGCAGUGCUUGAUCGAUCUGUUGACUUGAGCUUUGGCACGUCGUUUGUGCGAAACAUUUCUGCAGAAGAAAGCCAUCAUGCCGCCUCAAAGCACAAGGCAUUGAUCUUCCAGCUCUGUGUGUCGGUGCCGAUUCAGAAUGCUCGUGAAUCGUUGCGCCAGUCUUCCACUCAGUGGUACACGCAGCCUGAGAAGCAAGCUGUCUCUCAAGGUCCGCCAGUGGUCAGUGUGUCAGCAUCCAAUACUGGCGCCGUGUUCUUUACGCCCGAGCAUGUUCGCAAUCUCGAAACGUUGCUCUUCCUGGCCAGUGAUCAGAAUGACAAGGCUCGCUGGAUGAUGUCUCUUGAUGCGAACGCCGCCCCACAUGAGGACAUGAGCGGCAUGCUGAGUGACGACGAGUGAAACAGCACCGAAAGUGCUGGAUGUUUUAUUUUUAUGCUGUGGUUUUUGUCGUUCAUGUACGGUCUGUUGUUUGUGUUGCAAUGGCUUUAAUUUUUGACCUUGUCAGAUGUUAUGGCUCGAAGAUAGUACAUUGUCGUUGUUUUGCUGAAUCUUUUGGUGAUGCUGCUCAAGUUCCCGU